Molecule: messenger RNA, 327 nt
Organism: Eruca vesicaria subsp. sativa (arugula)
Lineage: Eukaryota; Viridiplantae; Streptophyta; Magnoliopsida; Brassicales; Brassicaceae
Source: the annotation of a GenBank genome assembly
AUGGAUUCUUUAAGAAGCCAGGGUGGAAUUCAGAUGCUUUUAACUGCUGAACAAGAAGCAGGCCGGAUAGUUUCAGCUGCUAGAACCACAAAACUAGCAAGAAUGAAGCAAGCGAAAGUCGAAGCUGAGAAGGAGAUGGAAGAGUAUAGAUCCCGUUUAGAAGAAGAGUAUCAGACACAAGUCUCUGGGACAGAACAAGAAGCAGCUGUAAAACGUUUGGAAGAGGAGACAGACGGCAGGAUCCAGACACUUAAGGAGUCUAGUUCAAAGGUCUCUAAGGAGAUAGUCAAGAUGCUCAUCAAGUAUGUUACAACUACUGGAGCAUGA